AUGAGCCAAUGGACAACAAAACCAGACUCCGAAAAGCAUGUGAUGCUUGUAGUAUACGCAAGGUCAAGGAAAUGUGAUACAAGUGGACCACCCUGUCGGUCAUGUGCAAGCCUGGACAUCCCCUGUACCUAUGAAAGACCAAGCAGACGUCGUGGCCCUCCGAAUCGCCAUGCAGAGGCGCUGAAGAGACUGAGACUAGGAACUUCACCUAGCGCUCCUACUGCAAACUCUCCCAGUCCGUCAGAUUUCUCUCCCCCAACGCUUCCACCAAUAUCCACGGUUAAUCAGAAUCUCACAUCCACUUCAAUUCCAUCUUCGGUAGAGUCCAUCUGCCCUUUUCCCACAGCGCGGCUGUUGGUGGAUGAUUUCUUCACGUAUAUUCACCCACUGGUCCCCAUCCCUCAUGAGCCCUCGUUCCGCGCCGCCUUUGAGCGACGGGAGGACACCACCAAUCCGACAUUCCUGGCCCUCCUGGCCGCAAUGAUCGGAAGCCUGGUGGCAUCCUUCCCGAGGAGACCAAAGCUUCAUCUCAAGACCGAGGCAGAGAAAGCGGCCUUUCCCCACUCUCUUGCCUUGGUCAAGCGCUGCCAUGAUGUUGCUGUGCAAGCUCGAGGUGUUGGGUACCUCGAUCGGAGCGCCACAGUCCAUGAUGCUGCCAUCAGCUACUUUCUGGGUCUCUGCUCGGCUUAUGUCUACAACUUCCGGCGAUGUCGGAUGUACCUUGCCGAGUGCCGUACGAUGUUGCAUGUGUACGAUCUUUGCCGCCAAUCGACCAUGCAGUCGUCCUAUGGGCCAACAAGCCCGAUUUCUUCUUCGUCGGCCACAUCACAGGAUCGACUCAGUGGACCCGCUGAGCGCCCAGUGGACAUGAUCGAGCAGGAGCUCGCGCGGCGACUGUUCUAUGUGACGCUAGUCGGCUACCGAUCAAUACAGCAGAUAGGCUCCGCUGACACCCCAAUCUAUCUUGCUCCAGAGACGCCGACGGAGCGCUACCCACCAUUACCCCUUGAAGUGGAUGACGAGUUUAUUUUCAGAACACAUAUCGAACCUCAGCCAGCCAACCGGGUUUCGCAGCUGGUGGGUUUCAACGCCAACGUCCGGGUCUAUAACUCGUACAACGCCCUAUCCGCUUGGGAGGUUGCGUUCGGCAGUGGGCGAAUUUUUGAUUGGGAGCGGCAACGGUCUCUGCUGUUCGAAUGUUUGCAGAAUUCCAAAGGGGCUUUGGCCAAUGUGCCACCGGAGCUAUCACUUCACCCUCACCGGGACGAUUCCGCGGAUGCGGCUGAGGACCCCUGGAUGCGCGAGCGUCGCCAUAUCCAAUACGAGAUCCAGAAGGCGAAUAUCUACGUGAGCCAACUGGCCACCAGAUCCUACUUGGCGGAGAAGUACUGGAGUCUCUACGCCACCUGGAAGAUGUAUCACCGAACCUCCGAGGGGGGAGGACCCGGAACUCCAGUGAAAGUGGAGGGCAAUGCGCACAACGGGAUCGACGAUGCUGCUCAGAGCGACUACAUUGGAAAGACUAUGGCAGAAGAACGGCGUCUCGUCGUUCGAGAUUUGUUUGUCUUGCUACAGUCGGUCAACGAGCUUAAUAUGGAGCCCAACGGUGCCAGCUUUACCGGUAAAGUCCGCCAAGUCGCGUCAACCCUGCUCAACCUUCCCACCUCGCGGACCGAAACGACCACCUUUACACCCGCCACCCCGGGUCCCAACCCCAUCACCCUCGCCGAGGCAGAAUCCUACCUACACGCCUUCAUCGACACCCUCAUCCGACUGGAGGGACUCGCGGCGCCCACUCUGGGCACGGCCGGGACAAGCCCCCACGCCAACGGACGUAGAAUGAGUUAUCUGAGCGACCGCGAGCAGGAUGAGGAGGAGCUGCGCCAGUGGGCGAGUCUGAAGGACUACCAGGCGAAAUUCAGCGUGUUUACUGAGCUUUGA
This is a messenger RNA of Aspergillus fischeri NRRL 181, 1941 nucleotides long. RefSeq lists its product as uncharacterized. Gene Ontology annotation, molecular function: sequence-specific DNA binding; zinc ion binding; DNA-binding transcription factor activity, RNA polymerase II-specific. Gene Ontology annotation, cellular component: nucleus. The record is from RefSeq and is a predicted model, not a curated record. Gene Ontology annotation, biological process: positive regulation of transcription by RNA polymerase II; DNA-templated transcription. Lineage: Eukaryota; Fungi; Ascomycota; Eurotiomycetes; Eurotiales; Aspergillaceae. The transcript is spliced from 3 exons. The coding region runs from base 1 to 1941 and encodes 646 amino acids.